UUUUCUUGGGAACGUUGUCACUGACUCUGCAGAUCUGAUCUCAUCUUUGAAGCUGAUCAGUGAACCAAAAUACACAAAUUCGAAUCAUUUUGUACUUCAAGCUUGUGUGAGGUCUGGAACGAAUCGAGCUGUGGUUGAUAGAGAAUGAUAUUUGAGUAGCACACAUUUCAACCACCAUGCGCUUCCACGGAUUAAUUGUGCUUCUGGUGAUAUGGCUCCCUGAGUGCGUGUUUAGCAUGCACGCCGAUCAAGCAGGACUUUAUGAUUGGAGACGACGUUUCAUAGGUGCAGCAAACUUUGCUAGAUUUGACCAAUCAUCGCACAGCAGUAGGAGAGUUGUACUGGCUACGCAAUCAGGUGUCUUGGCUUCCAUCAAUGCCAGAACUGGUCAACUUGGCUGGCGCCAGGUAUUUGCAAAGUCUGAUGACAUCAAUGCAUUACAGCAUCGUGGAACAGUGCUUGCAACAUUGUCAUCUGGUGGUCAGUUGCUGCGUGGCUGGGACGUCGCCACCGGUAGUUUGGCAUGGGAGACAGUUGCCUCAGAAAGCAGACGGAAAGAAGAUAAUGUGACAUCUGCCAUUCUCGUGGAGAGUAAAUCAGGAAAGAGUACUGCUAUUGCGGUAUUGCUUGGCGACGACCUUCAGCUCUACUCUAGCAAAUCUGGACAAAGAUUAUGGGGAGUUUCACUCUCUGAAAGCUCUUUGAAAUGUGAUUUUAUUCAUGCAACGGCGGGUCAGUUGCGGGCUAUUGGAGUCAGCAAUGACAUGGAUUUGACGGUUAUUACCUAUCAUGCAACUAACGGUGAUGUCGUGUCAAAGCAUACGUUGCCGGCAGCAUGGAUAUCUAGUAAGCCGCUUGACUGUAUUGUGCUGGGCAGCUCGUUCCUGGUCUGCUUGGAUCAUGUCACAUUCUCUCUGCAAACUGCCGUGCUGGAGCUUGAAACUUCAACUUUCGUUGCGACAUCACUGAGUUCUCUGGGAGUGGACAUGGACCAAGCUGCCAUGGACUCUGUCUCGUUGAAAAGUCUGAAUCUAGAAGCUAGCACCUCUGUUGGAGCAUCACUGCCAGCAACACUUCAAAUGCAGUUUCUACUCUCGUUGAAUCCGUCACACAAACUACUGCUGAAAGUGGAUGAGGGUUCGGCUGCUGUUUCACUUGUCCGAGAGUUUUCCAAGGCAAAUGUUCAACUCUACCCAGCAUUUUAUGGUGAUCAAGGGCACUUGUUGAUGUUGGAACAUGAUUCUCAAAGUGAGUCACUGAACUUGGAAUGGCUGGAUCUGUCUUCUGAUCGACUCGUCACUGAGCUAGCUCAGAAAGUUCAUCUUCCUGCACAUCACGGUGCACCAGUCGAUACAUGCAUCUACCUAUUCAGUAAGAAGGACUCUACCCUUGGCUACAGAGUCCUGUUGCAGACGGAGGAUCAUGCACUCUCGCUCGUCCAACAGAGCGCACGGCUGAUGUGGACUCGAGAGGAAUCAUUGGCGAACAUUGUAGCCACCGAACUGGUCGAACUACCCAUUUCUACGUCAGAGGAGUUCUUUGAGACACUGCACGAGGAAUUUGGUUCUGCAGGAAACGUUCUGUCGGCGUUUGUGCAGCGUGUAACAUCACAGCUGAUUCAAGCCCAGCAUUGGCUUACAUCACUGCAUGGCCGUAAGCAAGCACCUGCCCAGCGGCAUGCCAGUGGUGAGCCUGCAGCUACUGAUGCCGAAGAAAAUGAGCACAAAGAAGACUUCUUGCGUGACCAAUUCAACUUGCAUCGGAUGAUUGUUGUUGCAACGGCGGUUGGCAAGAUAUUCGGCAUUGACAGUCGUGAUGGCAGUGUCCAUUGGCAGCAGUUUCCAAGAGGUCUCAGCCCUUUCCGCCAGGACCUGACAUCCGAACAACAAGACCAGUAUGGUCUUACACAUCAGGAAUCCUAUCAGUUGAUCGUCUUGCGUAGUGUCCAGCACUUCCCACUUGAACCACUGGCAGUUCUGUUUGCCGACAGCAAGAGUUCCGAGUGCUCAUCAGCAGCAAUGCUCUUCUUCAACCCAAUAACGGGCGAACAGCAAGCAAACGAGCCUAGCGGACUUGCCGCCAGUGUUGGCACAUCAUUGGGAUGGAGCUGUCUGCCUUUCAAACCUGUCACAAGCGUCGUCCUGCCCGUGGUGGAUGCAUCAGCGCGUAGAGUGAUGGCCAUACUCGACCAGGACAAGCAGGUUCAUAUCCUGCCUGCAUCCAGCGCUGCUGAGAAGUCUAUCCUUGCACUGAGCCAGUCUGUGUACCUCUAUGUUAGUGGAAGUCAGUCCAGUGUUGUGCAGGGAUAUCACCUGACACAUUCCGAUCAGACUGGAUUCACUGCGACACCAACAUGGCAGGUUACCAUACCUAGUCACGAGCAAGUUAUGUCCAUCACGGGAAAAUCCCAGAAAGAAGUGAUCAAUUCUUUAGGGAGUGUGAUGACCAAUGGCAGUGUCCACUACAAGUAUUUGAAUCCCAACCUGUUUGCCAUGGUGACAGAGAGCCGCGACAGCUCAAAGCCUGCCGUGUCCCUGUAUCUUGUGGAUGGUGUAACCGGUGCUAUUGUCUACCAUGGCCAUCACAAGGGACUCAGUGGACCUGUGCACUUGGUUCACUCUGACAACUGGCUGGUGUAUUCAGCAUAUCACAGCAAGCUACGUAGGUCUGAGGUGAACGUUGUGGAACUCUACGAUGGUUUUACGCAGCCACCAACGGAAGGCUUUUCUUCCAUGAAAGCACCGUCUGAUGUAACUGUUCUCACUCAAUCAUACAUCUUCCGCACUGUCAUUAACACACUGGCUGUGUCUUAUACUCGACGUGGUGUGACGCAUCGUGAUAUGCUCUUUGGCUUGGAGAAUGGUGGUGUGCUGUCUCUUGUCAAGUUCUUUAUGGAUCCUCGUCGACCACUUGAUCCAACGAAUAUUCAGGCGGAGGGGACAAUGCCAUAUUUACCAGAGCUGCCGUACAACACACUCUCACUUAUCAACUACAACCAGUCGGUGACUUCCGUUCGUCAGAUACAUACUUGCCCAUCUGGCCUAGAAUCAACCUCGUUGGUAUUUGCACAUGGCCUUGAUCUCUUCUUCACUCGCCUCUCUCCGUCGAAGACAUUUGACCAGCUUCCAGCAGACUUUGACAGACUAUUUAUUAUAGGUAUCUUGGUCCUUUUAGGUACAGUCACAUUCGUUUCUUCUCGCCUCUCUGCCCGUAAAGCUCUCCAGCAGUCCUGGAAGUGAUGACGAGUGUAUUCGUUUUUUACCGCUGUAGGCUUUACAAAUUCCUGGUCGUUGCAAGGCAGCCGGGUGGUGCGCCAACGCUGCACGUCCACACAGUUGUAAACAUGGUGCUGUACCGGCACAGCACAUUCGCACGGUCGCUGUGCUCUGUGUGAUAAGUACUACUGAUUCUACUGCUGCUGCUGCCACUGCUGUUUGGAUCUGCAGAGCAGCUGCAUUACAUAUCGCGUCACCACCUUUGCUAUUGCUGUCAUCACAGCUGGCUUCUGUCAGCACACACACAGCAACUGAACAGUAGCUGCCGUGACAAUAAGGAGGCAAUGUGCCACGCUCUCCUGUUUGGGCUGCCUUGAGUUGGUUUGUAACCGGACUAUGAUAACGUCGUGCCAUUCAGUGUUUGUCAUGUUUUUAGGCUUAUUGUGAAGCAUACUGUGUGCCGACUGGACCAGAUGCUCAUGGUCUACGUGCCACUGGCCUCUUCCCAAUAUCACUGAGCUCCUCUCUGAUACACGAUGUGCCUUCCCAGGCAACAUGGAUGAUUUUUUUUGUAUUUUCUCGAAAAUGAUCAGCUUUCCAAAGCUCA
Molecule: messenger RNA, 3822 nt
Organism: Sycon ciliatum
Lineage: Eukaryota; Metazoa; Porifera; Calcarea; Leucosolenida; Sycettidae
Product: ER membrane protein complex subunit 1-like
Exons: 27
Coding region: 177-3239 (1020 amino acids)
Biological process (GO): protein folding in endoplasmic reticulum
Cellular component (GO): EMC complex
Molecular function (GO): protein binding
Source: RefSeq, a predicted model, not a curated record